Messenger RNA from Chenopodium quinoa (quinoa), 5604 nucleotides. RefSeq names its product trichohyalin-like. The transcript is spliced from 9 exons. The record is from RefSeq and is a predicted model, not a curated record. Bases 1060 to 5361 code for a protein of 1433 amino acids. NCBI's taxonomy places the organism in Eukaryota, Viridiplantae, Streptophyta, Magnoliopsida, Caryophyllales, Amaranthaceae.
UUCAUUUAAUUUGAUUUGUGGUAAAUAGAAUCAUUUGAAUUGCUGUCAAUGUCCAAUUUUUACGGUUUCGUACGAGUAUACUAUCAUUGCUUUGGCUAAGUGGUUGUUUGAUUGUCAAGGGAGAACAGAAGGAAAUACAGAGACCUCAAAAAUAUAAAAUUCGAUAGUAGUUUGGUUGAAAAAAGUCGAAAGCUUGAAUCAUAUUAGUGAUACUAAAUUCAGCCAUUUUCGUCGUUGCAAAUUUGGAAGAAAAUAGUAACUUUGAAUCUAAAUAAUGAUGUUCUUUCAUCUAUAAUUUCGUUGCCGGGGCCUUUCAAGGUUGUAUAUGUUGACGUGAAGUGUUUGGCAAUGGGCAAUUUAGGUAAUCUUAACUUUGGAUGGAUUUUUUGAUUUUAAUUUUAAUCUUAUCAAGGUAAUGUAUACCAAAAUUAUCCCAAUAUUUGAAUCAUAUAACCCAUAUGAAAUGAUUAAUAACUGCCACUGUGAGAGACAACUUCGAAUCUUAACUUUGUUCGUCUUGUUUUGUUAUUGACCUCUCUUUGCCUUCAAGACCGGCUAUCAAAUAAACACUGCAUCUUCAAAGCAGGAUUAGACCAACUUUUUUGUGAAGUUUGCAUCAAUUUCAUCCAUGGAAGCAAGAAUUAUGAUUUGCAUGUGAUGAAGAACAGGCACGGGUAAAUGUUGUGGAAAAGGAGAAAGGAGAGGAAGCAUCUCUUAGGAUUACCAUGGAAAAAGAAAUUGCUGCAUUGAAGUCUGAGACAUCUUCUAUCGGGCCUCAGGCGACCUCUGGAAAUGUAGAAUUGGAUAAUGAAGCAACUCAUCUUCGAACUUGCAUUUCUGAGAAGGAGAUGGAAAUUGAUCGCCUUAAGCAGCUUCUUGCUGAAGAAAUAACCAGGGUUAAUGUAGAAAAAAAUGCUGUUGAGUUGGAGAGGAAAAAUGUUGCAGAAUUGCAGAAAUCUUUAGAAUAUGAAAAGAGAAAAGCUGAAGAAGCAAGUAAGAUAUCUGAUGCUGCUGCCAGAAAAGCUGAAGACCAUAGGAUUCAGUUGGAGACUUUAAGAAAUGAACUUGAAAAAAAAAAAUUUGAAAUGGGUAGAAGUGAACAGAAAGCUUGAGGCUGAAAAGCAGGAUGCUAUUAAAGAGAAAAGGUGUUCCGAUGAGAAGAGGGUUCAGGAAGAAGAAUGCCGUGCUAAUUAUUUUACUCAGCUGGAAGAGGAAAAGCAGAAGGUUGAGAAAUUGCAAAAUGAGUUGCAGGAAAUCAUGACAUUGAAAAGUUCUGUUGAUACUUCCGAGUUAGAUGAGGUUAAGAGAAAACUUGAAGCAGAAAAGAAUAAAGUUGCUAAAGAGAAAAGACGUGUUGCAGAAGAAAAGGUGAAAGUUAGUGAGCAAAGGAAGAUUGCAGAGGUCUGUGAGAAGAGAGUUUCUGAAGAAAAGUGCCGUGCUGAUGAAUUUAUGAGGCAGUUUGAAGAGGAGAAGCAAAAGGUUGAGAAUUUGCAAAGGGAAUUACAUGAAGUUCUGUCAUCUCAGAAAGCAAUUGAUUCCUCUCAGUUUGAUGAGCUUAAGAAAAACCUGGAGGAAGAAAGGAAGAAAGUAGUUGAAGAACAAAAAUGUGUUGAAGAAGAAAAGGCAAGAGUUAUGGAGCAAAGAAAGAUUGCAGACGCAAACAAGCAGAGGGGCUCUGAAGAAAAAUUUCGUGCUGACAAUUUGUUUAUACAGUUGGAAGAGGAGAAGCGAAAGGUUGAGAAAUUGCAAAGGGAAUUACAGGAAGCUUUGUCGUCGCGGAUAACUAUUGAUUCAUCUGAUUUUCACGAGCUUAAGAGAAAUCUUGAGGAAGAAAAGAAGAAAGUCGCUCAAGAGCAAAGAUGUGUUGAAGAAGAAAAAGUUAGAACUAUGGAGCAAAAAAAGAUUGCAGAUGCAAACAAGAAGAGGUUCUCUGAAGAAAAAGGCCAUAAUGAUAAACUGUUAAUGGAGUUGGAGGAGGAGAAGCGUAAGGUUGAGGAAUUGCAAAGGGAGUUACAGGAAGGUUUACCAUCUCAGAAAGCUAUUGAUUCCUCUGUUUUUGAUGAGCUUAAGAGAAAUCUGGAGGAAGAAAAGAAGAAAGCUGCUCAAGGGCAAAGAUGUGUUGAAGAAGAAAAGGUUAGAACUAUAGAGCAAAAAAAGAUUGCAGAUGCAAACAAGAAGGUGGCUUCUGAAGAAAAAAGUCGUGCUGAUAAACUGUUAGUGCUGUUGGAAGAGGAGAAGCGGAAGGUUGAUAAAUUACAAAGGGAAUUGCAGGAAGUGGUUUCAUCUAAAAAACCUGCCAAAUCUUCUGAAUUAGAUGAGGUUAAUAGAAAUCUUGAGGCAGAAAAGAAGAAGGUUGCUAGAGAGAGAAAACGUGGUGAUCUUGAGACUUCCAGAAAGGAAGAACAGAAAAAUCUAGCAGAAGCCAGUAUUAAGAAUGCCAUGGAGGAAAAGAGUCGUGCUGACAAGCUAUUUGAGGAGCUAGUGAGUAGCAGAGAAAUGAUUAAGAAUUUAGAGAGGGAGCUAAAUAAGGUGAAUGGCAUGCUCAAGGCUGAAAGAAUAGAGGUUGCCAGAGAGAAAACAUGUGCAGAUUUGCAGAAAUUAAAAUCAGAAGAACAAGGGCAAAUUGCCGUAACAAAUGAAAUGAGAGCCAUGGAGGAGAAAUCCCGAGGUGAUAAUUUAUUUCAAGAGCUGGUGAAUGCUAGAAAACAGCUUCAGGAUGCGGAACAUGAGUUAAAUGAAGUGAAAUUAUGCAGGGGUUUGAAUAGAACCUCAGUUGUGGCUCCUUUUGCUGUUAAUGAGCAAGCUGCAAGAGUUACUCUAUUGCAGGAACAAUUAAAAUUCGAGAAGAAGCGAGUGAAGCAUGCCAAAGAGGUGGCCAAGUUAGAAAAAGACCGCAACAGCAUUUUACAGCAGGAGCUAAAGAGAUUAAAGCAGGACUUCCAAUGUUUAUUGGAUCAUCUCGGUAUGCUAAGUGAUACUUUUGGCACAAGAAAUGGUGUGGCUAACAUACUAAAGAAAUCAGGCCUACCUCAGAUGCGUUAUCAUGGAGAUGAUGAACUCAGAAUGUCUAGCUUGUCAUCCAAGGAUGCUUCAUGUCGUUUCAAGCCAAACAUGCGUCUCAUGCAAGCAGGGCUUUGCAUGGAAUCAACCUCAGCAUCUUUUUCUGAUGAACAGUUGCUGGGAUCACAGGAAAGAGUUGCUGGCUCUCUUAACAUGUCAGCGGGGUUGUCAGUGGAGAAUCCAAAACAGAGAGCAACAAUUCUCAGAGACUCUAAUGAGUGCUACAAAGGAAAAACUGGUGAGAAAGUUUGCAUUGCUGGUGAACACAGCAUUAGAAGCCCUGUUGAGGCUGUAACUGAUCAUGCCAAAAAGAGAAGGAAAAUUCUUGAUGAAAUUGAGUCCAUCAAACAUAUGCAUUUAGAAGGUAAAAGCAUUUUCCAGGAAGCAGAAAAAAAGCUUUUUACUUUACAAAAUACAUUACUCCAACCUUUGAUGAACGAUCAGCUAGAGAAGGAAAUUUUUCCAUUCCCUGUCAAUAAAAAAAAAUUAUGUGGCGAUUCUGAUUGGUCUAGCAAGAAAAGGAAGAUAUUACGUGAACCAGAUUUAGUCUUUCGGCAAGCUAAUGACCCUAAUGUGGAGAUGGAAGUAGAUAAAACUUUUGCUCCAAGUGCCACAGAGACAAGGGAAAUUUCUCAGCCUUCAACAGAUCUUGAGAUAGACCGGGUUGAACACAUUCAAGAUACAUUGACGGACUUUGAUCAAGUUAUAAUUGGGGAUUACAUGAAACUUCUUGAUUUGGAUGAUGCAGUUGCUGAGGAAUGUUUCAAAAUGGCGAUGGAGAGGCCGCUAUCUCCUAUCCCUCCCGAGUUGCUUGAGUUUGGACAAAAGGCCAGAGCACUGACGCUUAGUGAGCCUAUAUCAGGAGACAACGAGGCAGAGCAUCAAGCAUACAAUGAAAACCAACUAUACUUUGUGUUGUUUACUGAUCUAGAGGAUAUUAGCAGUAUUACCCGGAUAUAUGGUGCUAGUAGAGCUUGCUUAGCUCGGUGCUUGUUUUUUCAAACAGAUUUCUCAUUGCAGGAUAUACUGAUGGCCUUACUGUUGGAGAAAGAUCUGAGACCCAGGGAAAAAGCAUGUGUUCUUUUCUCUCUGAUACUACUCAAUUUUUCUGCGGUGUCAUCUAGCAAGCCUGUCAAUUUCCGCAUCCAGGAGCUUAUGGAUUCUUUCUCUGCUAAUAUACACUCAGUGCUAUUCAACUCUGAAACGAGAGAUCUAUUUGCUAAAAUUUGCGACCUCCGUGAAUUACUUACUUUGAGUGAGGAUUUUGUGCUUAACAGAAAAAUAAUGUCUAAUUUCAUGACCUGUGAGUUGCUGGGUGGUUGUAGUUCCUGUGCUGAAAUUCUGCUGGAUGGAAAGAAAAUUCUCUUGUGGCCCAAGAUGGCUUCAACUGAUUUGGUUGUCGCAGGGAGCAUUGUUUUUGCAUCAAUCUCUAAAGCAGUUGGUCAUACUGGUUAUGUAUGUGAAGUUUCACUGAAAAUUCUUCAGAUUGACAAAGCUGAGUAUUCUCUGGCCUUGAAAGUUCUUCAUUCUUUUGUUCAUGUAUGUGGGGAAGAAUAUUUCUCCAUCAGCAAUUACGCAUCAGUUAUGAACGUAGUUAGAUCUGUGGCGACCUUCAUGGAGGGCACUAUUGCAAAGAAUGCCGUUCAACUUGGGGAUAGUUCUCAGAAUCAGUUUACUCCAUGUGUUAGAUGCCCAUUUUCAGAGGGUUCUGUAUCUGUGGAUGUUGUUUCCUCAGAGCUAUUAGAAGAACUUCAAAGUCAUAUUGUUCCCCAAGAUCCUCUUGUGUCGGCUCAUUUAUCAAACAGGGAAGCCCUCAAUUGCCUUCUGGGUGAUAUCCUAUCAUCUCUGGAGCUCAUCUCAUCUAUUAUGGGCUGGGACUGGGUUUGUGACAAAAUUGUACCCAAGUUAUUUAUGAUGUUAGAAUCAAGUCAUCAGGAUAGGGUCUUCACUACUGCUCUUGUUGUCCUUCUAGGUGAUAUUGGGAGACUGGGUGUUAAAGCACGUGGUUAUGGUGACAUUGGAAUUGAGGGAAUUAAAAGCCACCUAUUGGAUCUUUUAUAUCAGACUGCUGCCUCAAAGUGCGAUACAACUCUACCCAUGGCAAUUGUUUAUGGACUGAUUGGGCUUUAUCCGAAAGGUCUAGAGAUGUUUCAGAAGGGUAACAAUUUUGAGCUUCCAGCCGAAGGCAGCCAUUCUGCAUCUUCUUCAUCUGAUAUUGUAAGCAAGUUCCUUUCUUCUCUUAGCAGCGAGCAGAUAACCUCCUUGGUCAGUCUAGUGAAUCCUGAUAAUAGGUGUAGCUGAUCAGUUGUGGCCUAGAUUUUGCAAGUAGGGCGAUUUUGCAUUUUGCUAGUCAUUUAUGGCUAUCUAUGGAGUUUUGCAAACCCUUUGAGUUCUUUAGGAAUAUUUUGCUGUAAAUAAGAAAUUUGAUUCCAAAACAGUUGGCAAAACUCUGUUCAAUGGAGAUGUUCUCUGUUACAUGGAAAUUUGAAAUAGUUAUGCAUGCGCCCAGUUUUUAAAGGAAGGGUGUUUGCUUUUAUCGUUCAA